Messenger RNA from Scylla paramamosain (green mud crab), 2468 nucleotides. RefSeq lists its product as uncharacterized. The record is from RefSeq and is a predicted model, not a curated record. Lineage: Eukaryota; Metazoa; Arthropoda; Malacostraca; Decapoda; Portunidae. The transcript has 3 exons. Gene Ontology annotation, cellular component: transcription regulator complex; nucleus. Bases 1502 to 2413 code for a protein of 303 amino acids. Gene Ontology annotation, biological process: regulation of transcription by RNA polymerase II.
UCCCGAUUACACUCUGGACCGAUACACUUCCGUCACUCCCGUCCUUCCUCCCGAGGGUACGGUUGCAGCCCAAGCGAAAACAGCCGCCACGGAGGACUUCAACAGCCCCGCCUCCUCUCCGGAGGAUCAAUUUACCAAGGUUUUCUAUCCCCCUGAUGGAGCCUCUGCCAUUUUCGAGGGUGCGACUAACCAAGUCAUUUUUCAUUACAAGUACAAAUCCUAUGGCAAGUUCGAGAUCGUCGAGAGUGAUCCCCUACAGUACGCAGCUCCUACAGUACCUCAUACAGUACGCAGCUCCAUUCCUAGCGGACUGCUACGAUAAUCCGUCCUCCUACAGUACGCAGCUCCAUUCCUAGCGGACUGCUACGAUAAUCCGUCCUCCUGUCCAGCCUCAUCUCAAUCCUUGGGAGACCUCCAGACCAGCCUUGCCAUGUUCAACACUUCCCUAAUGGACAAGCUCGGAUUUUCAGCGACCAUGAACCCGCCCACCAUCCACCUCCAUAAGCAGUCCUCCCUCCACGGGGACCUCCUCAAGGCUCUUAACAAACACCGCCUAGCACGAACGGCCCAAAAAGACCUUCUCAAACUGGUCAAAGGUGUUCCCUCCGCGGACAUCCUGAAGCGCCUCGCAACUUCCAAAGACCAGCCACUCACACCCAAGGUGCAACGGUUCCUCACCGUCACUGCAGCGGACGCUGCUGACUCUGUUAUUACCUUUCUAAACCUUUCCACAGCGGCAAGCUUCAAUCACAUUACGGAUCUUCCAACGGCUUACGCCUAUCUCACGCUUCCCCAGCACCAUAUGCUCGCUCUCUUUCAUUCUCUGAAGGAGGAACUUUUGUUCCUGAUUGGCACUUACAGUUUCAUUGCCUCGUCUCACGAAUCGCUCAAAUCUGAAAGGAACGCCAUACAUACCAAGCUUCCUUCCCACUCCGACUGGCUGACCCACAACCUCCGGUGGUCAGCAUAUGGCUACAAGUCGUUUGCUAAGAUGGCCAUUCCCGUCGCAGAGAAACUCGUAGCCGUCACCCUUCUGCUCCGCAUGGACUCGCUUUCUUACCAGCGUGCAUCCCAUCUCAGCGACCUUCUUGUCUACAACGAUGAUAUUGUUGGGCCAGCGAUCCUCCCUCUUGCAGGCAAAGGAUCCUUUGAUGCUGCUAUCCGGGACCACGUUCUGAAGGUGGUUCCCUCCUCUAAGGGUUGAUUCACACUGGCGUUCCGGUCACGUUCCGUUCUCGCUCCGAUCACGGUACGGUCGAAUAUUGUCUCAUUAAUUUCAGUGCAAGCAUUCACACUGGCGUUCACGCUCCGUUCUCGCUCCGAUCACGGUCCGGUCACGGUUCCCUCAAAAGAUAUUUUGACCGGAGCGAGACCGACACGUGAACGGAACUUGAUCGCCAGUGUGAACGCUGCCCACGGUCCUGCACCGAUCCUGUUCCACUCCAGUCGAGUGUCAGCCUUCAUUUAAGUAAGUAGUGUUGCAUUUUGGUCCUACCAAAUCAUGGAUAAUCCAAAGAAAACACUACAAUGGGAUCAUGCAAAAGAUGAAAUGCUAAUAGAAUUAGUCAAAGGUAAACCAGAGCUGUAUGACCUGACUUCGCUGCAAUACAGUGACAACGUGGCGAAAAGAGGCUGGGUCGAAAUAAGCAGGCAGAUGGGAUGUGAAGGGUCUAAGUGUAAGGAACGCUGGGAAUCCCUGCGAGCACAGUAUCGUAAACACAAAAAUAAGAAAACAAAGAGUGGGCAGGCUGCUGAUGGCUUCCAGAAAUGGAAGUUUGAGGAUCAAAUGUCGCUUUUGUUGGCAUUUACGAAGGACAGAACACGAGUUACAUCUCUGGAAAAGGCUGAAAAUGAAGCAGAAUAUUCAGAUAAUUCAGAACACGAUGACACACAAGAAAGAGCACUAGGCGACGAGGCUAGUGGUGUUGCACCAGAUAGGCCUACACUCCCUCAGCAAGAGCGUCUCACGCGUAAAAGAAAGACACAGGAAAAUAACAGUGCAUCUGCUACACUUAUGAAAUACUUAGUAGAUAAGAAGAAGGAAGAACAUGCCCCACAAAUAAUAGAUACUUUCUUUUCAUUGAUGUCAAAUACUGUCAAGAAAUUCACUCCAGCUGAUCAGCAUUACUCGUAUAUUAAAACAAAAGUGUUUUUAUUAGUAAGUGAAAUGGAAGAAAAGUACAUUCAUUACCAGAGUGAACAGGCAUACGCACAGUAUGUAUGCCCCCAACCUGCAGCAUCACCUGCUGUGUCGCAGUACUCCACUUCAUUAUCUGCAAGUCCUCAACCUAUACAACAAUUUCAUCAAGCAACACGGAGUCAGGAGAACACCCACGGGGUGCCAUCACCUCCGCAGCCUGCAUGCACUUCACAGUGGUUUAACCAACAUGAUCCUUCUUCUUUCUCUUCAUAAUUAUUGUAGCCUACAGUCAAUGUAACAACAAAAGGAAUAAUAAAUGAUGAUUAUC